Molecule: messenger RNA, 3114 nt
Organism: Oncorhynchus mykiss (rainbow trout)
Lineage: Eukaryota; Metazoa; Chordata; Actinopteri; Salmoniformes; Salmonidae
Source: RefSeq, a predicted model, not a curated record
CCGACGCGUACAACUCCGUGCGUCUCGCUCCUGGGACAAGAUUUAAAAAAAAACAAACAUUUAACGGACCUUGAUCACGAACAAACCUUUACAAUGAGUUAUUGACUCUCUCUUUUAGUCACAAGUCACCGAACUCCCUGGACGAAAUAUAUCCAAAUUAACGUUCUUUAAUUUUUUUGAAUUUCCUUUUUGACUGUUGGACUUGGUUGGGGAUAUGUGUGUCGGUUGUUUUUACUUAAUGUAAUGUGGAUGUUACCUGUGUCCGUGGCUGUGGCUGGAGGAUGAGCGCCGGCGUGGGGGUGACAGGGGACGCGACAGUAACUCAUAAUAUGCAGUCAAGCCUGUAGGGUAGACCAGGCUGGGCCCCAUGAUGAGUUGAGUCCCCCUCCCCCACCCCUCCUCUCCCAGCGUAGCCAGGUGGGAUGUUCCAGAUGUGUGUCCUCUUAUCUCUGCUCACCCUCUCUGGCUACACCCAGGUCUCCUCGGCUAAAUCUCUGAAGCUCCUGAUGGAACAAUGGACGAGCUACAAGAACCAGUGUUCUCAGAGCAUCGUCGCCACGCCUCCCGCCACAGGACUGGUGUGUAACAGGACGUUUGACCAGUAUGCCUGCUGGCCAGAUGGACUUCCUGGAACAACAGUCAAUGUUUCCUGUCCAUGGUACCUGCCCUGGUACCGCAAAGUCCAGCAGGGUGUGGUGUAUAGAGUGUGCAGUGGGGACGGUCGCUGGGCCCCAAAGAACACCAGUGAGUGUGAGCAGGACGACCCAGGACAGCAGCACUAUGGUAGCAUCCUCAGUAAGUUCCGGGCCAUGUACACAGUGGGCUACUCCCUCUCCCUCGGAGCCCUGGUACUGGCUUUGGGCAUCCUGGUAUCAUUCAGGAAGCUCCACUGUAUGAGGAACAACAUCCAUAUGAAUCUGUUUUCCUCCUUCAUCCUGCGUGCUGUCUCCAUCCUGAUUAAAGAUGUCCUGCUAGACUCCCUGUCCGUCCCCCUGGCCCCCGGGGCUGACACCCACCAUCAGACGGUUGCCGGGUGCCGUAUCGCCAUGGUGAUGAUGCAGUACAGCGUCAUCGCCAACAACUAUUGGCUGCUGGUGGAAGGCAUCUACCUGCACAGCCUCCUGGUCGUCACCGUGUUCACUGAGAGGAACUACUUCUGCAUCUACCUGUUUAUCGGCUGGGGUGCUCCUCUGAUAUUCGUGUUGCCGUGGGUGAUAGUCAAAUACCUGUACGAGAAUGAAGAGUGCUGGGAGAGGAACAUCAACAUGGGUUACUGGUGGAUUAUACGUUCUCCCAUCCUGUUAGCUUACCUGAUGAAUUUCUUUAUCUUCAUCCGGAUUAUAAAGAUCCUGAUGUCGAAGCUCAAGGCCCAUCAGAUGAGAUACACAGAUUACAAGUUCAGGCUGGCUAAAUCCACUCUGACCCUCAUCCCUCUGCUGGGUAUUCACGCCAUCCUCUUCACCUUAGUCAUCGAUGAGUCCGUCCCCAAAGGUUCCAAGAUGCGUCUCAUCCGCCUCUUCUACGACCUCCUCUUCAACUCCUUCCAGGGACUACUGGUGGCCAUCUUGUAUUGUUUCGUCAACAAAGAGGUCCAGUCUGAGAUGUUGAAAAAGUGGAAGAGGUGGAAGCUGGGUAAAGACAUCGAGGAAGAGUACCGUCAUACAUACAGCCACGCACCUCACGUCAAGAGCGGCAGCAUCGUCACCGGCAACCUGGCCGGUGUCCAAGACAACGGCAGCGACCCUAAAGACUCACAGUUGACCCCCAACCCCGACUACGACCCAGAUCCUAACCCUGCCUCAACCUCCAUCACCCCCAAUGAGAGCAGUAGAUUGGUGGGGUCCUGCCACAACAGGACGGAUAAAACAAAGACUCAAACCUCCCGGCAGUGUCCCUCCACACCACAUGGUGGCACUAACAACUGCAGCACUCUGAUGGAGGACAUUUGUCUGGAGGAGAGGGCUCAGAGUUAUACACGCCCAGAGGAGGGCGCCGAAAGCAACUUCUGACCAACGGGGGAAGACCAUCCCCGGCCUAUUGAUUGAUUGGUUGAUUGAUAGAUUGCUAAAGUGUUCUGGUGUAGAAAGAGACAACACUGGACGGGACCGUUAAUGCACUGCAGGUCCAGAUCCUAUGGAUUGAUUGAUUGAUUGAUUGGUUGGUUGGUUGAUUGAUUGAUUGAUUGGUUGAUUGGUUGGUUGAUUGAUUGAUUGAUUAAUUGGUUGAUUGGUUGGUUGAUUGAUUGAUUGGUUGAUUGCAGGUCCAGAAGACUUGAUGGUCUGAAAAUAUGAAACAUUUUACUGUUUAUUUUUCUGUGACCAUAUUUUGACCCCACGGGAUUGACCACAUUCCCCACUGUGUUCAGGUUGACAAGGACUACUGCUGAAGGGAAACUAGCAGACCUGCUAGCUGUGUUCAGGUUGACAAGUACUACUGCUGAAGGGAGACUAGCAGGCCUGCUAGCUGUGUUCAGGUUGACAAGGACUACUGCUAAAGGGAAGCUAGCAGGCCUGCUAGCUGUGUUCAGGUUGACAAGGACUACUGCUGAAGGGAAACUAGCAGGCCUGCUAGCUGUGUUCAGGUUGACAAGGACUACUGCUGAAGGGAAACUAGCAGGCCUGCUAGCUGUGUUCAGGUUGACAAGGACUACUGCUAAAGGGAAGCUAGCAGGCCUGCUAGCUGUGUUCAGGUUGACAAGGACUACUGCUAAAGGGAAGCUAGCAGGCCUGCUAGCUGUGUCCAUGUGUACGACCGCUAACCAAACGCUACCCUCGCUCAACAACUCCCUGGCUGUGCUCCGGGUUCUCCUUCCCUUUUCUAGAAGUGCACUAGCACCCCCGUCAAUCAUUUAAAGCGUAGGAUUGGUGUAGCUUCACAUUGGCUGGAGGUAAUUACCCAACAUUUUCAAAUUCAUGUGAGGAAGUCCACACCGUGUGUCCCUGUUCUCUACUGCUACUGAGAGCUUCACUUGUCCUCUAUGUCUUUGUGAGUGUGGCCCAAACGGAGCACUAUUCCCUAUAUAGUGCACUACUUUAGACCAGAACCCUAUUGUAUAUAGUACACUACUUUAGACCAGAACCCUAUUGUAUAUAGUACACUACUUUAGACCAGAAC